AUGGAGCAAUUGCUGUCACAUCUCCCGCCAUUGGUCCAGUCUAUUCUGGCCGAUGUGGACAUUGACUGCGAAUCACUCAAACUAGGUUCUAUUGCAGGAAUCGUGUCUUUGCUAGCGCUUUAUUUCGGAUAUCUCUACUUGCGCAGUCGCAGGGAAGCUCCGGUCAAAUUCAACGUCCCACUGCCGCCACAGCUGCGGUCGGAUUGGGAUGGGAAGAAAUGGGAGGAUGUGCAGGGAGAGGAAAAGGAAAUACUAGAAGGUCAAGUCAAAGGAAAGUGGAACUCGGAUCGCAUCGUGAGUUACUGCCCUGCUGAUGGACGGAUUCUGGGUUCUGGUAUACCCCUUGCAACGGCCGAGUCGGUCAAUCGUGAUAUCCAAACCGCGAAACGCGCACAGGUGGAAUGGGCGCAGACAACGUUUGUGCAACGGAGGAGGCUGCUUAAAACACUACUCAAGUAUGUCCUCAAACAUCAAGAUGACAUUGUGACCGCGUGCUGUUUGGAUUCUGGAAAAACAAAAGUCGAUGCAUCCUUGGGCGAGAUCCUGGUCACUGCGGAAAAACUCAAGUGGACGAUCGACCACGGCGAGAAGGCACUUACAGCCGAAUCACGGCCUACAAAUUUCCUCAUGAUGUACAAAAAGAAUACGGUUCGCUACGAGCCGCUCGGUGUCGUCUCCGCUUGCGUUUCGUGGAACUACCCAUUCCAUAAUCUGAUCUCGCCAGUCAUCAGCGCUUUGUUCGCGGGUAAUUCGAUUGUUGUGAAACCUUCUGAACAAACUGCUUGGAGCUCAACAUUCUUUAUUGACAUCAUUCGCCGAGCCCUGACGAGCUGCGGCCAUUCGCCUGACCUAGUCCAGCUUGUGAUUUGCCUCCCCCAAGUGGCAGAUGUCCUCACCUCUCAUCCAGACAUUUCACAAUUGACCUUUAUUGGUUCUAGACCUGUGGCCCACAAGGUCUGCGAAUCUGCAGCAAAAUCGCUUAUUCCCGUCACAGUCGAACUCGGUGGGAAGGAUCCGUUUGUGAUUCUGGACGAUACAACCACCAUCAAAAACCUCAGUUCCGUCGCAUCCAUCCUCAUGCGCGGAGUAUUCCAAUCCGCGGGUCAAAACUGCGUAGGGGCAGAGCGUGUGAUUGCACUUCCGGGCACAUACGACAAGAUCAUUGAUAUUGUCACGCCGCGUGUUAAGGAGCUCAAACUGGGCUCUAUCCUUCUCGAUUCCAAGUUCAAUUUCACCCCCGAUGUCGGGGCCAUGAUUUCCCCCGGCGGAUUCACUCGUCUUGAAUCCCUCAUUGUGGACGCAGUCAAACAGGGCGCGCGACUUAUCCACGGUGGUAAACAGUACAACCACCCCAAAUAUCCUAACGGACACUACUUCGCACCCACACUUCUGGUCGACGUGACACCAUCCAUGCGUAUCGCUCAAGAGGAACUAUUCGCACCGGUUAUGAUCAUUAUGCGUGCAACGUCUGUUUCCGACGCGAUUUCAAUCGCAAAUUCCAGCCAAUAUGCGCUCGGCGCCAGCGUCUUCGGCUACAAUAGCAGGGAUGUAGAGGCGUGCGUUUCCGGUAUCAAGGCGGGUAUGGUUGCUGUCAACGAUUUUGGCGCGUACUAUGCAGUGCAGCUCCCCUUUGGCGGUGUCAAGGGAUCUGGAUACGGCCGUUUUGCGGGCGAGGAGGGAUUGAGGGGCGUGAGCAAUCUGAAAGCUGUCUGCGUCGAUCGUUUCCCUGGACUUCUCAACACGCAGAUCCCGCCGAGAAUCGACUAUCCGAUAUACAAGGGCGAGGAUCGAAAGAGAAAUGGGGAUGGGGCGUGGGAACUGUGCAAGGGCGUGGUGGAGACGGGGUAUGAGCUGACGAUUGCUGGGAGGGUAAGAGGGAUACUCCGGAUACUGAGUAAUUCGUAA
Messenger RNA from Talaromyces proteolyticus, 1905 nucleotides. Its product is annotated as putative oxidoreductase. NCBI's taxonomy places the organism in Eukaryota, Fungi, Ascomycota, Eurotiomycetes, Eurotiales, Trichocomaceae. Gene Ontology annotation, molecular function: aldehyde dehydrogenase (NAD+) activity. The record is from RefSeq and is a predicted model, not a curated record. The transcript is spliced from 3 exons. The coding region runs from base 1 to 1905 and encodes 634 amino acids.